CUUUUUAUGUAAGAUUGUUUAAUGUAUUGUAACACAAUGUUUUAUGUCAGUCAAAUAUAUUUUAAUCUUGCUUUAUAUUCUCAUUUCAGAAUUCCACUGAACCACGUGGGUUCUUUCAAAAUGGCGCUGGUGCUAAACAAGAUGGCGGUUGGCCGGAUUCAAACCCAAUUUUGCCGCUGCUUGCACAACUUCAAUAUGACCAAAGAAGUUGAACUGGCGAUAAAAAAUGGAGAUCCAGUGGUUGCAUUAGAAUCUACAAUUAUUACCCACGGGAUGCCCUACCCUUCAAAUUUAUCUAUGGCUAGAAAAACUGAAGAUAUUAUUAGAGGUCUGGGUGCUGUACCGGCCACUAUUGCCAUCAUACAGGGUAGAAUACACGUAGGUCUUUCACCCGAGGAGUUAGAGUAUUUAGCCACAGCUCGAACUGUUCUAAAAACUUCAAGACGAGAUUUUCCAUAUAUUCUGGCAAAUAAGAUGGAUGGAGGUACAACAGUAUCUGGAACUAUGCUGGUAGCCAAUAAAGCUGGGAUUAAGGUAUUUGUGACAGGAGGUAUUGGUGGUGUACACAGGGGUGCUGAAACUACUAUGGAUAUAAGCGCAGAUCUCACAGAACUAGGAAGAACCCCUGUGCUUGUUGUUUCUGCCGGUGUAAAAUCUAUCCUUGAUAUUGGUUUAACCCUGGAGUACCUGGAAACUAUGGGCGUAUGCGUGGCAACCCUAGGGGAGGGUCUAAACUUCCCCGCCUUCUAUACCAGUAACAGUGGGUUCAAAGCUCCGUAUAACCUCAGGUCCCCAGGCGAAGCUGCUGCGCUCAUGAAAGCCAACCUAGAUCUGGAUUUGAAAUCAGGUAUUCUGUUGGGUGUUCCUAUCCCUGCAACAGAGGAAGGAAACUGUUCAAUAGAAAACUCAAUUAAAACCGCUGUCCAAGAAGCCAAGGAGAAGAAUAUUUCAGGAAAAGAAAUCACACCUUACAUAUUAGCAAGGUUAAAUGAGUUGACCAGCGGGGAGUCCCUUCGAGCAAACAUUGCCCUAGUAGAAAACAAUGCUAGGGUUGGGGCUGAGGUAGCGGUCAACCUGUCUAACCUAAUUAAUAAAACAACAGGACCAGGUCGUAGUAGCGCCUCAGGAGGAUCAAUUAUAAUCUCCAGUGAAGGAGGAUCAAGUAAAACCUCCAGUAAAGGACCAGUUGUUGUCGGAGGUUCCAUAUUUGAUUUCGUAGUGAGGAUUACAGAGGACAGGUUUCAGACCAAUGGGUCAACACAUUUUGGAAAACUUCAGUACAGUCACGGCGGAGUUGGGCGGAAUAUUGCAGAUGCCCUGGCUCGCCUGGGUACCCGGCCUAGACUGCUGUCAGCUUUGGGGGAGGACGAUCAGGGGAAACAUAUUCUAGAUCAAAAUAUGCAUUUAGAUACGAGCUUGGUUAAAAUCCUUCCCAGCAGUAGCACUGCAACUUAUACAGCUAUACUAGAUAGUUUUGGUGAAUGUAAAUUUGGUGUUGGAGAUAUGGAUAUUCAUGAUGAAAUUACUCCUGAGUAUAUUCUUGAACAUGAAGAUGUUAUUGCUGGAUCCCCCCUGGUUCUUAGUGAUGGGAAUAUACCUAUACAAUCCAUUAAUAUACUUCUUGAACUGUGUGGUAAGCAUGGUGUACCGUAUUUCUACGACCCCGCCUGUUCAACUAAAUCCACCAAACCUCUACAAAGCAAAUUUACAGGUAGUUUGACCUACUCCUCCCCCAACCUGAACGAGCUGGUCAACAUGAUUAAAACUCUUCCUGGUGUGCAGGAUAUUCCUGAUGUUUCAACAAUAACUGACAAUACAAUAAAAUCCUUGGCUUCUCUUUCUGUCAGGUUACUUGAACACUAUGGUAUAUCUGUGAUCCUAUUGACCAUGAGUAAGGACGGAGUGCUUCUGACCAGAAGAGGAGAUCCUUCAGACCCUCUUCCUUCAAGAUCUAAUCCAGCUUCACAGCUUACAGGUUUUAGUUCUGUACAUUAUCCUGGAGUGCCUGCCACUAAUGUUGUUUCAGUUUCUGGUGCUGGGGAUUGUUUGACAGCUGGGUUUAUCACGGCAAUUCUAAGAGGGGAGGAUCAGGAUACAUGUGUAGCAGCUGGAAUGCAAGUUGCUCGGCUGUCGUGUGGUGUAUCUCCAGCAAUACCUCAAUCGUGA
Eurytemora carolleeae is the source of this 2166-nucleotide messenger RNA. RefSeq names its product pseudouridine-metabolizing bifunctional protein C1861.05. The transcript has 22 exons. Bases 22 to 2166 code for a protein of 714 amino acids. NCBI's taxonomy places the organism in Eukaryota, Metazoa, Arthropoda, Copepoda, Calanoida, Temoridae. Gene Ontology annotation, molecular function: pseudouridylate synthase activity; kinase activity. The record is from RefSeq and is a predicted model, not a curated record.